CAUCUUGGAGAAUAAGUCUUGCUAGCGCUUGCGCUGUUUGUUUUCGUUCGUCCAGAAACAAUGCGUGACUCUCCCUGUGACGGUCAAGCCACUGAGCAUCACGUGUAAUGCAGUUAUACAGUUUUUACCCACGCCCUCGGGGGCGUUUCGAUUGAAUUUUCGAGCGUCAACGCAAGUCAAUAUUCGUCAAACCAGCGGUCAGAACCCAUCGGUCUUCCUUUAGGAUUAAAAGUGAUCUGUGGCUCCGCACCUAUUAAACAAAAGCUUUCCCACUAGAAAUUAAAAUUUUUUCCCUCUCCUAUCGUGCUUCGAUCACCUUUAGAUGCGUUAUAUUGCAGCCUACCUACUCCUCCAACUCGGUGGAAACACCUCCCCAUCUGCCGCGGACAUCAAGAAAGUGCUUUCAGCUGUCGGAAUUGAGUCUGAAGAGGAACGCCUCGACAAACUCCUUUCAGAACUUUCCGGCAAGGACAUCAAUACCCUAAUCUCUGAGGGAUCGUCCAAGCUUUCCUCUGUUCCAUCUGGUGGAGGGGCUGCUGCCGCCAGUGCCGCCCCCGCUGCUGGUGGUGCUGCACCUGCUGCUGAGAAGGAGGAAGAGAAGAAGGAAGAGGAGAAGGAAGAGUCCGACGACGACAUGGGCUUCGGUCUCUUCGACUAAGCAGUAUUCUAUAUCGAUGUAUCAUCAUUGCGCUGUAUUCCGCUUUUCUGUCGCUUGCUGCUUUGUCGAAUAUAUUGAUACCAGUCAAAUUGGUUGCUCGAUGGUGUCUUCAAAAAAACCUUUCGAUGUAGCGAACGUGGAGAUCAUUCUCAACAGUUGUUUUCCACCGGCUCAUCUCAAAUCGGUUGCGCACAAGUAUGGGUCAAUCGAAUUGGUUGUUGGUGAAAGUUGUGAAUCGUAAUGUAAUGGGCUGCGCAACUACACUUUGAAACAGUUCCCCGCUGGUGUUUGUUUUACAAUGAAUUAUCUGCCUAACCGGCGUCUCCGUUGUCGAGGGGGUCGUUCAUAGGCAUCCAAGCCAUAACGCAUAAUUCCUUCCAUA
This is a messenger RNA of Lentinula edodes (shiitake mushroom), 1040 nucleotides long. Its product is annotated as 60s acidic ribosomal protein-domain-containing protein. The transcript has 4 exons. Gene Ontology annotation, biological process: cytoplasmic translational elongation; translation. The coding region runs from base 323 to 658 and encodes 111 amino acids. Gene Ontology annotation, cellular component: ribosome; cytosolic large ribosomal subunit. The record is from RefSeq and is a predicted model, not a curated record. Gene Ontology annotation, molecular function: structural constituent of ribosome. Lineage: Eukaryota; Fungi; Basidiomycota; Agaricomycetes; Agaricales; Omphalotaceae.